Nematolebias whitei (Rio pearlfish) is the source of this 2205-nucleotide messenger RNA. RefSeq names its product synaptotagmin IXb (gene syt9b). The transcript is spliced from 8 exons. The record is from RefSeq and is a predicted model, not a curated record. Gene Ontology annotation, molecular function: SNARE binding; clathrin binding; phosphatidylserine binding. Bases 409 to 1992 code for a protein of 527 amino acids. Gene Ontology annotation, cellular component: membrane; dense core granule. NCBI's taxonomy places the organism in Eukaryota, Metazoa, Chordata, Actinopteri, Cyprinodontiformes, Rivulidae. Gene Ontology annotation, biological process: calcium-ion regulated exocytosis; cellular response to calcium ion; regulation of calcium ion-dependent exocytosis.
AUUCAAGGACCUUGACUGGCGCUGCUGAAGCCUGGAGUGUGCGUGAUUCAGCAGCACUGAGCACCGGACAGCAAGGAAAGAGGAGAGAACGGAGGGAGGAGACGGCUUUUACUCCCCAACAACAAAACCAAAGCAUGCGAGCAAGGACUCCCCCCAGAACAGAUGAGAUUUUGUCUUUUUCAGAAACUUCUUGAACCUCGUGCUUUCAUUUAAACUCAUCCAAACUUCAGAGUUUCUGUGGAUUUCGCGGAUGCGUCGAGCGCGCAGGAACCAUCCAGGGGUGUAGCCGCCGUGCGUCUUUACGCUGCUUGAUGCGCUUUGGAUGACCGAGUGAUUGUGUGAGCGCGUGAGUAACAAAGAGAGGAGGAGGAGGAUCAGCCGGAGCAGUCAGGAGGAUGCUGGAGGGCAAUGCCUGCAGAAAGAGAGGAUGAGAUUUGUCGAAAGGCGCUGGAGCUGCUCUCCGACCUGUGCUCCAAGGGGGAGGUGCAGGACGACAACUGCCUGGAUUUCAUCUACUACUUCAGGGACCUGGCCAGACCGCGCUACACCGACUCAGAUGUGUCGGUGAGCCUGUUGUCCCUGCUGGUCACCACUUGUGGUCUGGCGCUUUUCAGCGUCUCCCUUUUCGUCUCAUGGAAGUUGUGCUGGGUGCCACUGAGUGGUCGCUUCCUCCCAGAUGUCCUCAAAGGGGCGCACUUCUUGGGAGGCGACCAACAACCAGUCCUCACAGAGGUGGAUGGAGAGGAAAGGGAGUACAGUGAGGAUGGCUGUGUAAAGGAGCCUCCGGGUCCCCCGUUGGCUGUGGCUGUUCCAGAAUCAGCCCUAAAGAUCAGCCACACAUCGCCCGACAUCCCACUGGAGACCCAGACUAAGGUGGAGAGAAACCAGGUUCACACUCUGGCCAGGGACAGGGUUCAGAGGCAGAUUACUGAGCCUACAUCGUCUGUACGGCACAACUCCAUUCGUCGUCAGAUGAACUUGUCCAAUCCUGACUUCAACCCUGCUCAGUUCCAGCGUCAGGACUCCCUUUCAGGUUUGGGUCGAAUCAAACCAGAACUGUACAAGCAGCGGUCGGUGGAUGCGGAGGACGGCCGUCGGACCAACAGCUGUGGGCGCCUUUACUUCAUCUUAAAAUUUGACUUUGAUCUGGAGCAGCUGAUCGUGAAGAUCCACAAGGCCCUGGACCUGCCCGCCAAGGACUUCUCAGGGACCUCCGAUCCUUACGUCAAGAUCUACCUGCUGCCUGACCGCAAAAACAAGCACCAGACCAAGGUGCACCGCAAAACUCUCAACCCCGUGUUUGAUGAGGUGUUUCUUUUCCCCGUGGCAUACUCGGAGCUGUCGAACCGUAAAUUGCACUUCAGCGUCUAUGACUUUGACAGGUUCUCUCGCCAUGAUUUGAUAGGCCAAGUGGUGGUGGACAACUUCUUGGAUCUGGCUGACUUUCCGCGGGAGACGAAGCUGUGCCGGGACAUACAAUAUGUCACCUCGGACAACGUGGAUCUUGGAGAGCUGAUGUUCUCGUUGUGUUAUCUCCCCACCGCUGGCAGACUCACCAUCACCAUAAUCAAAGCAAGAAACCUCAAAGCCAUGGACAUCACCGGAGCCUCAGAUCCAUACGUGAAAGUGUCCCUUAUGUGCGAUGGGAGGAGGCUCAAGAAGAGAAAGACUUCGACCAAGCGGAACACGCUGAACCCGGUGUACAAUGAGGCCAUCGUGUUUGAUGUUCCCCCUGAGAACAUCGAUCAAAUCAGCCUGCUCAUCGCAGUCAUGGAUUAUGAUCUGGUCGGACACAACGAGGUGAUAGGUGUCUGUCGGGUCGGCAGCGAGGCUGAAAGUCUGGGGCGAGACCACUGGAACGAGAUGCUGACGUACCCCCGGAAACCCAUCGCUCACUGGCACCCCCUCAUAGAGUGGGUUGGACAGGGAGCGACAGUGACCGGAAGCCAAGGAGGAUCCACCAACUCCCUGAAGGCACCUUCAUCACCAUGACAGUCACACACAGACGAGCAGCCUCCGGGUGGUGAAACGUUGGACGAUGCCACUAACCACUCUAACAGUAGCUAUAGGUCCUUACUAAAACUGACUUGUCAUUAGAUUAAAGUAAGUUUUAGAGACGCUUGAGAAGACUAACCCCCACCCUUCUAUGUCCCUUUGUGUCUUCACAACUAAAAUCUAAGUAACAUUCCAACUGAACCACCACUA